AUGAAGGUUCUGAAUUUCCGAUCGAUUUGUAAACAGAGGGAAAUGGAAUCGAAAGAUCAUUUGAACAAGUUCGAAGUCGGCUCAGUUCCGACGUUGUACUACAUACCCGACUUCAUCUCCGAUUCCGAUCAAAAACUACUCCUAAAUCAGGAGGGAUUGUCCAUGAAAAAGGUCCUUUGCCUCAAGAGUCCCCACCAAGAUGGGUCCGCAUAUUUUCCGGUGGUGGCUAUUCUUUCAUUAGGAUCACCUGUUAUCAUGGACUUCACUCCUCAUUCAACUUUAGCAGACACUACAAGUAACAUUCAAGAAACCAGUCAUGGGAAUUUACAAAACUACCCUCCUUUCUCUAUUGCACUGAUGCCACGCAGUUUAUUGGUAUUCAAAGAUACAACAUACUCAGGUGAUGGGUGUACUUGGAUACCAGUUAUAGAGAAUUUUACAGUUCACCAUGAUUUAAAGAAUUUUAAUGGGUUUCAAAAAAAGAAUAUCUCAAUUACAAAAAAUAGACGGUGGUUAAAGUUCAAAUUCCUCAUUUACUGUCUUUCACAAGGUGACUCAGAUGGAGCUUACCAGGGUGUUAUAAGGCUAUUUUUGUCAAAUGAAGAUGAAAUACAUCUAACGAUGCAAGGUAAUGGAAUUCCUUAGCCAUGUCAACAGUAGACUGAAACAACAACAAAUUAGUAGGUUUUCCUUUGGAAGUGUUAAUGAGGUUGUUGCUUCAGCAGCAAU
This is a messenger RNA of Lactuca saligna, 729 nucleotides long. NCBI's taxonomy places the organism in Eukaryota, Viridiplantae, Streptophyta, Magnoliopsida, Asterales, Asteraceae. The record is from the annotation of a GenBank genome assembly.